AUGACAGACACACGAGAUUAUCAUCAUCACCCGUCCAGUGUAUUUUCAACAGACACUAUGAAAUUGACCAGUAGCGCCUCUGAACAGAAUGUGUACUUUACAUACGUGUGUCUUGUCAACGACAUCAAGCCAAGUGGAAACCUAACAUCUAACUUUAAAACAUGUGACAAGUUAUCUGCUGCUGAUGUUUCUUCUACGUUAAAUGCAGAGGUAAAUCAAGAAGAGCAAACAAUUCAAGUAGAAAGAUCAAAAGCACUUCAUGAACUUUUGAAUAUUGAAUCCUACAAGAAAGCCGAUUUAGGUGAAGAAAUCGGAGAACGUAACGACGCUGAAUCAUCCAAACAACCAACCACAUCAGGAGAAGAUAGCGAGCUAUCUGAGAACGAUGAAAAUAAUUUCCUUCCCUGCGACAACCCCAAUGUCUUAAAACUAACGAAAAUGAAGUGGCUCUCUGAAGAUCAGGAAGAUGGCCACAAUUCUAGUUCACCAUCGGUAUCACCAGUUUCAUCAAGUUCUAACUGCAGUAAAAUUUCUGAGGAAGACCUCAAAGAAAGGAACGAGAUGGAAGAUAAAUAUUUGUCGACUAUACUGCGAUUAGACAAAGAACACAAUAUGUUUGGAUUGUCCAACAUAGCCAUCGUUGGAGCCAAACAAUCGAAGAUUAAACGUAAAGACGACGAAAAGGCUGUGUUCCAUCAAACAGCUAUAGUUCAAGUAUGCUGUGGUAAAAGUUGCUGCAAGCAUAAGAGUAACACCGAUUUGCCCGCAUCUUUGAAGUGUGGCGGUGGUUGUCGAGGCUGCUGUACUGACCCAUUCUGUGCAAUAUGCGCGUCUCCUUGUAGCAAAGUUUGUUUGGAUGAACCGUCAUGUAUAACAUUGCCAUCGUGCGGUACUUGCCCAAGAGGACGGUGCUCUUGCAAGUACUCGCGCCCGACCUCCAGAUGCGCGAUUGAUUGCAAUAAUUGUUAUGGCUUAAAGAUCAAAGUAAAUCGAAAACCAAAAUUCGACGACCCAGUUGUAGAAUUAACUCCUCGUUCCAGCUGUGUUUUGCAUAAGCCAAUGGCAGCUAGAUCCUGCCAUCAUCUGCCGCAAUGCAUACCACCGUCUUCUUGCUUUCCAUACCUGAUGCCGUGCUACUGGCCGUCUCGACCUUCUGCCCCUUGUGCCACACCAACCCACUGCUUCCAUAAUCCUCCAUGUCCACCUGCCAGGAAACGACAGAGAGUUCCUGUACCUCCUGAAUACAUUUGCCCUGAAAAAUGUGUGGAUGACGCCAAAAACACAAAAUGUCCCAAUGAUCAAUGCCCUGGGAACAAUCCCCUUAUGAGAGCAGUAAUUGAAAAAAGAUUUAAAGAAGUCAAGGAAUAA
This is a messenger RNA of Spodoptera littoralis (African cotton leafworm), 1368 nucleotides long. The record is from the annotation of a GenBank genome assembly. Lineage: Eukaryota; Metazoa; Arthropoda; Insecta; Lepidoptera; Noctuidae.